AUGCUCCAGUCCACAAAGCACAGAAAUCAGUGAGAGCAAAUGCAACAUUUCAUGGCCAAAUCAGUAGAUAUACUGUAGCAGCUCUUGUAGCAGCCUGAACAUUUGUAUUCAACAUGAAUUAGCUCUGCUUUUAGUAACUAUAAUCAUUUUAGGAGUUUCCACCUCUGAAUAAGGAUAUCAGGGAAAUGAGUCACUUUGAUAACAAUGGUGCUCUCUCACCCCUCCUCCUCUUUAUCCUCUGCUCCCUCUCUUCCCUCCCUCUCAUGACUCCACAUCCCCAGGCUCUGUUGGACGGGCGAUCACCAUGGAGGAAGGUUUCUCUGUCAUGUAAAACCCAAGCUCCGCCGGGGACUUGCCAAGGAUUGCAUUGCCAAGGCUGAGGAGACCUUCAGGAAACAGCACCCUGCCUUCACAGACUACCUGUUCACAGGUAUGGAAUAUAGACUAAGGGGAAUGAGAGAGAGGCAUAGACUCUCAUACUGCCAGUGCCUUAAUUAUCUGGCCCUGCCUUCACAUCGCCUCAUCUUUCCCGCAUCCCCUCCUAUCAAAACGAAGGCAUAUCUACAGAUCCCUGCCGAUUUCAUAUAAGCCGCCCUCCCCUACCAUGAUUUAGCCACGUUAGCAUGUUACCUCCCCAUGGGCUGUAUCUUAACCCCUUCAUGCGCAUGGGUUCCAAUUUGAGAGGCGCUGUUCCAGUAACUCUUAAUCAUCCUCUGCACUGAGACAUGGGCCCUGACUGGUGCAUGUGUCCGUGGGCAGAUUACCCAGACUGCCAUGGGCUAGGCUUGAGCUGCAGUGUCCAGGGAGGUAAUCAGCGGGAAUGGUUGGCAGCGGGGAGGAGAGGGGGAGGUGGAGGGUAGAACCCAGACGGUGGAUGAAAAGGGCUGAGAAUCUCUGAUGGCUUUGAUUAAAGUCAGACUUGUGCUCAGUUCUCUGCUUCCACCCAGCCAGGAUAACAAGCCAGGCCAGUAACCCCCAGUGAAACAGGUCAGUGGUCAGAGGAGGGCGCUCUCUGGACUGGGCUCAUCAAUAACACCACACACACAGGUUAGGUAGAGAUACACACACACACAGGCAGGCAGGCAGGCAGUGCUCUGAUCAGCUCUCCACGGCCACCUCAACCCACUGUAAUCAUCAAUAUGUAAUCAUCUUUGUCAGCAACAAGAACUGAACAAUGGGAAAGAGAAACAUUCACUUGAGUUGCUCCAUAAGUGUAGGCUCCUGUACAUUAGCCACAGUAAUACUGUAAUAACACUCAGUGAGUGUGUUUCUGAACUAUUGCUUUAUGUAUUGUACAUUCACCAUGGAAACUCUGUGUUCAUGGACACAGCAGGGAACCCAUCAUCCAACCAUCACCACUCUGUGGGUGAGUCUGUCUGGGUGGAUCCUUUUAAGGCUAAUAGCAUUCAUGUAACGUUGACCCAAGGGUCAGCAAUGCCAUGAAAACAACCCAAAUGAGUGAACAGGUUUUGGGAGCAGAGCAGCCAUGGUGGGGGGACACUGAUGACCAUACAGUAGGCUACAUUCACGGUCCCUCUCUUUGAGGGUCAUUGUCGGUCCCCCUUCAAACCAAACUGCAUCCCAAAUGGGUCCCUAUUCCCUAUGAGGCCUCAUCAAAAGUAGUACACUAAAUAGGGAAUAGAUUGCCAUUUGGGACGCUGACAGUUGUAAUCCAAUCAUUGGAAUUCCCUGGAGAACACAUCCAUCCCCUGCUGUGGCUUGUGUCAACAUUAAACUUUGCCUCAGGGGAUGAAAAAGGCAAUUUCCCAAUUUCCACGCAUUCAUGGAACACAUAGAGACAGUAACAUAUGAAAGGGCUGACAUUUGUGUGUGGUAUUGAAUACAGUGGGGAAAAAAAGUAUUUAGUCAGCCACCAAUUGUGCAAGUUCUCCCACUUAAAAAGAUGAGAGAGGCCUGUAAUUUUCAUCAUAGGUACAUGUCAACUAUGACAGACAAAAUGUGAAAAAAAAUCCAGAAAAUCACAUUGUAGUAUUUUUUAUGAAUUUAUUUGCAAAUUAUGGUGGAAAAUAAGUAUUUGGUCAAUAACAAAAGUUUCUCAAUACUUUGUUAUAUACCCUUUGUUGGCAAUGACACAGGUCAAACGUUUUCUGUAAGUCUUCACAAGGUUUUCACACACUGUUGCUGGUAUUUUGGCCCAUUCCUCCAUGCAGAUCUCCUCUAGAGCAGUGAUGUUUUGGGGCUGUCGCUGGGCAACACGGACUUUUAACUCCCUCCAAAGAUUUUCUAUGGGGUUGAGAUCUGGAGACUGGCUAGGCCACUCCAGGACCUUGAAAUGCUUCUUACGAAGCCACUCCUUCGUUGCCCGGGAGGUGUGUUUGGGAUCAUUGUCAUGCUAAAAGACCCAGCCACGUUUCAUCUUCAAUGCCCUUGCUGAUGGAAGGAGGUUUUCACUCAAAAUCUCACGAUACAUGGCCCCAUUCAUUCUUUCCUUUACACGGAUCAGUCGUCCUGGUCCCUUUGCAGAAAAACAGCCCCAAAGCAUUUUCCACCCCCAUGCUUCACAGUAGGUAUGGUGUUCUUUGGAUGCAACUCAGCAUUCUUUGUCCUCCAAACACGAUGAGUUGAGUUUUUACCAAAAAGUUCUAUUUUGGUUUCAUCUGACCAUAUGACAUUCUCCCAAACUUCAGACGGGCCUGGACAUGUACUGGCUUAAGCAGGGGGACACGUCUGGCAAUGCAGGAUUUGAGUCCCUGGCGGAGUAGUGUGUUACUGAUGGUAGGCUUUGUUACUUUGGUCCCAGCUCUCUGCAGGUCAUUCACUAGGUCCCCCCGUGUGGUUCUGGGAUUUUUGCUCACCGUUCUUGUGAUCAUUUUGAUCCCACAGGGUGAUAUCUUGCGUGGAGCCCCAGAUCGAGGGAGAUUAUCAGUGGUCUUGUAUGUCUUCCAUUUCCUAAUAAUUGCUCCCACAGUUGAUUUCUUCAAACCAAGCUGCUUACCUAUUGCAGAUUCAGUCUUCCCAGCCUGGUGCAGGUCUACAAUUUUGUUUCUGGUGUCCUUUGACAGCUCUUUGGUCUUGACCAUAGUGGAGUUUGGAGUGUGACUGUUUGAGGUUGUGGACAGGUGUCUUUUAUACUGAUAACAAGUUCAAACAGGUGCCAUUAAUACAGGUAACGAGUGGAGGACAGAGGAGCCUCUUAAAGAAGAAGUUACAGGUCUGUGAGAGCCAGAAAUCUUGCUUGUUUGUAGGUGACCAAAUACUUAUUUUCCACCAUAAUUUGCAAAUAAAUUCAUAAAAAAUCCUACAAUGUGAUUUUCUGGAAAAAAAAUUCUCAAUUUGUCUGUCAUAGUUGACGUGUACCUAUGAUGAAAAUGACAGGCCUCUCUCAUCUUUUUAAGUGGGAGAACUUGCACAAUUGGUGGCUGACUAAAUACUUUUUUUCCCCACUGUAUACUGCUUAUGGCCGGGUGACGCCCUGUAGCACACUACAAGACAUGAAGACACUAUUUCUAUUUCAGUGUAUUGUGAGAAUAACAAUCAUACUGUAUCUGUCUCUCACACAUACUGUAUAUUAUAUUAGUCCUGAAUUAAAGAAAAUGGAUUGGAUUCUGUUGAUUUGAGAGGAACAUGGUAGUACCUAUUAGAGUUGCUUCAAUGCAGUGUAGAGAUUAAGAUUUCACUCGAAUGUACUCAUUUAAAUUACCCAGCCCUCCUGUUCCCCUCUGCCUGUCCCCCAGACCCCAGUGGAGGUCCACUGCUGCCCCAGACCACAGAAAGGGGUUGCAGAUGAUGUAGAAUAUUGAAGUAUGCAGCAACAUAUUAAAGUGUGCAGACAGAUAGACAGUGACAAGUCACAGAACCCACUUGACGUCACACAGCGGGGUGCGACUGUGACUGUGACCUAGCCCUUGAUCUGGUGUUCAUGUCACACUGUCAGCUCUUCGUCCUCACAGCACCUUCAUAAUCACAACACCAAAGAGAUCACACACACUCUCUAAAAUACACACACACAAACACUCUAAAAUACACACACACACACACACACACUCUUCAGGAUGAACAAACAGAGCAAUGCAGCUGAGGGACAUUGAAUAUUCAAUAAGACUAUGCAGGCAGGCAAGGUUGUUGUUGCUCAAUAGUACCGCAGGUUUAUAACACUGGCUUAGAUUCUGGUAUGGAAAUUGACCAUAGGCUUUCAGUUCAUUACCUUACUCAGCUGGUAAUUUUGGGAUUAGUAGAUUUGUCAUUUGACCCCAGUCAUCUUGCAAUCAUUACGUCAAGGGGAGGUGAAAUAUUGACACUGGUUGGAUGGAACAGAAAUAAGAGAGAUCUAGCUUCUGUGUUAUACAUUUACAUUACCCUUCACAAGGUCUUGUGUUUUGUUUUUACAUACUGGUAACCAGAGUCGUUCAAGGGAAUUCGGGACAUGGGUGACUAGUUAACGUUAGCUUGGCUCUCUCUGUGUGUUCGUGCCGUGGGAGGAGGGGUUUUUUCGUUGGCAGAGAGCAAUGGCUAGCUAGUAUGCUAACUAUUCUAGCUAACUAACUGGCUGAAUAAGUUGACGACGUACUCACUCAAACUGUCAAAAUUAACCCAGAACUUUACACAACGUUAGACACGGACAUGAAUGAUCUGCUUGGCGUGUUGACACACUGGUGGUUUGUUGUGGCCGAGUAUUGGUGCUAAACCGUGUUGUUGGAGGCUGGCAUGCUAGUUGGCUGUGGCGUCAUAGGAUUCAGUGCCCUGGACGGUUUUCACGGAAGAAUACUGUACCAAUUUAGCUAGCUGAAUAAACUAAGUUACUCUAUCCCUAGAAAACAUUGAACCGCUGUAGUUUACAACAAUUAUAGUUUCUGAGGUGGAAGUUGGGAGAGUUAUAUUUGGGUGUUUCAGUGAAACGUAAGUGAGGGAGGCCCCGCUCUCUCGCUUUCUCAGAUGUUUAGUUAAUUUCAUUCCGAUCUCCUUUGCAUUAUUGUAACCAUUUUCUGUAGCCUGUCAACUAUGUGUCUGUUUAUCCCUGUUCUCUCCUCUCCGCACAGGCUAUACAAACGCCUCACACCGCGUGUCUGCUGCCACUCUAACCUGGUGGUCCCUGCACGCACGACCCAUGUGGACUUCCAGGUCUCCGGCAGCCUCUGGAACUGCCGUUCUGCGGCCAACAAGGCAGAGUUCAUCUCAGCCUAUGCUACCCUCCAGUCCCUCGACUUCUUGGCGCUGACGGAAACAUGGAUUACCACAGAAAACACUGCUACUCCUACUGCUCUCUCCUCGUCUGACCAUGUGUUCUCGCAUACCCCGACAGCAUCUGGUCAGCGGGGUGGUGGCACAGGAAUCCUCAUCUCUCCCAAGUGGAUAUUCUCUCUUUCUCCCCUGACCCAUCUGUCUAUCUCUUCAUUUGAAUUCCAUGCUGUCACAGUCACUAGCCCAUUCAAGCUUAUCAUCCUUAUCAUUUAUCGCCCUCCAGGUUCCCUUGGAGAGUUCAUCAAUGAGCUUGACGCCUUGAUAAGUUCCUUUCCUGAGGAUAGCUCACCCCUCACAGUUCUGGGUGACUUUAACCUCCCUACGUCUACCUUUGACUCAUUUCUCUCUGCCUCCUUCUUUCCACUCCUCUCCUCUUUUGACCUCACCCUCUCACCGUCCCCCCCUACUCACAAGGCAGGCAAUACGCUUGACCUCAUCUUUACUAGAUGCUGUUCUUCUACUAAUCUCACUGCAACUCCCCGCCAAGUCUCCGACCACUACUUUGUAUCCUUUUCUCUCUCGCUCUCCUCCAACACUACUCACUCUGCCCCUACUCAGAUGGUAAUGCGCCGUCGCAACCUUCGCUCUCUCUCCCGCUACUCUCUCCUCUUCCAUCCUAUCAUCUCUUCGCUCUGCUCAAUCCUUCUCACUCCAAUCUCCUGAUUCUGCCUCCUCAACCCUCCUCUCCUCCCUUUCUGCAUCCUUUGACUCUCUAUGUCCCCUAUCCUCCCGGCCGGCUCGGUCCUCCCCUCCUGCUCCGUGGCUUGACACCUCAUUGCGAGCUCACAGAACAGGGCUUCGGGCAGCCGAGCGGAAAUGGAGGAAAACUAGACUCCCUGCGGACCUGGCAUCUUUUUCACUCCCUCCUCUCUACAUUUUCUUCCUCUGUUUCUGCUGCUAAAGCCACUUUCUACCACUCUAAAUUCCAAGCAUCUGCCUCUAACCCUAGGAAGCUCUUUGCCACCUUCUCCUCCCUGCUGAAUCCUCCUCCCCCUCCCCCCCUUCUCCCUCUCUGUGGAUGACUUCAUCAACCAUUUUGAAAAGAAGUUUGACGACAUCCGAUCCUCGUUUGUUAAGUCAAAUGACACCGCUGGUCCUGCUCACACUGCCCUACCCUAUGCUUUGACUUCUUUCUCCCCUCUCUCUCCAGAUGAAAUCUUGCGACUUGUGACGGCCGGCCGCCCAACAACCUGCCCGCUUGACCCUAUCCCCUCCUCUCUUCUCCAGACCAUUUCCGGAGACAUUCUCCCUUACCUCACCUCGCUCAUCAACUCAUCCUUGACCGCUGGCUUUGUCCCUUCCGUCUUCAAGAGAGCGAGAGUUGCACACCUUCUCAAAAAACCUACACUCGAUCCCUCCGAUGUCAACAACUACAGACCAGUAUCCCUUCUUUCUUUUCUCUCCAAAACUCUUGAGCGUGCCGUCUUUAGCCAACUCUCUUGCUAUCUCUCUCAGAAUGACCUUCUUGAUCCAAACCAGUCAGGUUUCAAGACUGGUCAUUCAACUGAGACUGCUCUUCUCUGUGUCACGGAGGCUCUCCGCAUUGCUAAAGCUAACUCUCUCUCCUCUGCUCUCGUCCUUCUAGACCUAUCUGCUGCCUCCUCCUUUCCCCCUUCUGAUAACCAGGUGGUGAAUCGCAUCUCUGCAUGUCUGGCAGACAUAUCAGUGUGGAUGAUGGAUCACCACCUCAAGCUGAACCUCGGCAAGACGGAGCUGCUCUUCCUCCCGGGGAAGGACUGCCCGUUCCAUGAUCUCGCCAUCACGGUUGACAACUCCGUUGUGUCUUCCUCCCAGAGUGCAAAGAACCUUGGCGUGACCCUGGACAACACCCUGUCGUUCUCCGCUAACAUCAGGGCGGUGACCCGAUCCUGUAGGUUCAUGCUCUACAACAUUCGCAGAGUACGACCCUGCCUUACACAGGAAGCGGCACAGGUCCUAAUCCAGGUACUUGUCAUCUCCCGUCUGGAUUACUGCAACUCGCUGUUGGCUGGGCUCCCUGCCUGUGUCAUUAAACCCCUACAACUCAUCCAGAACGCCGCAGCCCGUCUGGUGUUCAACCUUCCCAAGUUCUCUCACGUCACCCCGCUCCUCCGCACACUCCACUGGCUUCCAGUUGAAGCUCGCAUCUGCUACAAGACCAUGGUGCUUGCCUACGGAGCUGUGAGGGGAAUGGCACCUCCGUACCUUACGGCUCUGAUCAGUCCCUACACCCAAACGAGGGCAUUGCGAUCAUCCACCUCUGGCCUGCUGGCCCCACUACCUCUGCGGAUGCACAGUUCCCGCUCAGCCCAGUCAAAACUGUUCGCUGCUCUGGCACCCCAAUGGUGGAACAAGCUUCCUCACGACGCCAGGACAGCGGAGUCACUCACCACCUUCCGGAGACACUUGAAACCCCACCUCUUUAAGGAAUACCUGGGAUAGGAUAAAGUAAUCCUUCUACCCCCCCUUACCCCACCCAAAAAAAAUAAAAAAAUAAAAAAUAAAUAAUGUGUAAAGUGGUUUUCCCACUGGCUAUCAUAAGGUGAAUGCACCAAUUUGUAAGUCGCUCUGGAUAAGAGCGUCUGCUAAAUGACGAAAAUGUAAAAUGUAGAUGUCUCCCGAGUGGCGCAGUGGUCUAAGGCACAUUGCAGUGCUAGCUGUGCCACUAGAGAUCCUGGUUCAAAUCCAGGCUCUGUCGUAGCCGGCCGCGACCGGGAGACCCAUGGGGCGGUGCACAAUUUGUCCAGGGUAGGUAAGGGAAUGGCCAGCAGGGAUGUAGCUCAGUUGGUAGAGCAUGGCGUUUGCAACGCCAGGGUUGUGGGUUUGAUUCCCACGGGGGGCCAGUAUGAAAAAAAUUAAAUAAUAAUGUAUGCACUCACUAACUGUAAGUCGCUCUGGAUAAGAGCGUCUGCUAAAUUACUAAAAUGUAAAUGUCUAGAGAGCAUACAGUAGAGACUUUGAAGAAUUGACUCAGCUGCUAACAAAAAAAAGAUAUGUGUUGGGGGAGGGAGUGCUUGUUCCUCAGUAGAGGACAGGGCAGACAGAGAUGAGGAGGUCAGCUGUGCUGUAGUCGUGAUGGGAGUGUGUUGUGCUCUGUUAAAAGGGAUGGGGGAAAUUGAUGCCUUUGUGUAACGUAUCAAAUUGAUGCCUUUGUGUAAUGUAUCAAAGACAUGGGCACUGCAUGGGUUUGUUAAGCCAUCGGUCACUUGCCCCUGGCGCAGGGGGGUGGGUUGCUGCCUCUGAGCUCACCAUAAGGGGAUGUCACCACUGCAGUCCUGUGUGUGUACUGCUGCUGCUCUGUGUGAGUCACAAACACAGCACCAGACACACCAUCAAUCCUGCAUCUCUGAUGAAGGACAGUAGCCUACUGUACAUUGUUAUUUUGGAUGAAGGAACUGGGCUAUAUAAGACAUUGAAAGACCAGCGAUACAAAAUGAGGUACUAUAAUUGAUAGUGUGUUAAAUGUUAAGCAUUGAUUUACAGCAAUCCAUCAUUUCCGUGUGCUAGAGUAAGCUGAGGUUGAAUUGUCUGUAGACAUUGACUGUAUUGUUUGUUUAUUUUGAAGGACCCAGAGCCCCAUUCAGCCCCUGCAGCCCAGAGGACAUGGAGAGGCUGUGUGAAUGCAUUCAGCAAGUGGAUCCUACCCAUCUUAGAUUUUAUUAAGUGCACCAAACUAGCUGUGGGUAUACUGUUACAUGCUUUGAGUGGAGGAAAACGGAGCAACCAUACUUGAUAGAAAUAUGGAAGGUCCUAAAAAGAGUGGUGCUGGACUGGUAAACAGUCCUGAUAGCAACAGAAGGUGCUGGGUGUCAUUGUGCUGGAACACCAUGCACCGUCUACAUUAUCUAUCAAUUACCCUCUCCUCUCGCUAAGCACAGGCAGGAUGCUGUGGAAGUAAUCACGGCUCGGUCGUGGCUAGGUUGUUAUGGACUCAUUUCCCGGUGCCUUGGUAAGAGGCUGGAAGGCAGCAGUGUAAAGAGAUGGAGUAGCAUCUGCUGUGAUGUCUAGCUUAUCAAGUCAGAACUGUCUGUCAUAUUCUCCUAACAAACAGCGGUUGUUCAAAGGCAUCACAGAAACUCUAGCUUCAUUUCAAAUGCUUUCUCUCAUAUUUUGUACCAUGAUAGCAAUUUAUAAUUUGUAAAUGAGUCGUUUAUAAUUUAAUGUCGCAGUAGUAUACCCACUUAUCUCUUAAAGUUCCUGGAAUUGGUGGAGUAAGAGAAUGUUUUGUAAUAUUCUCAAAUGUUCUGUAAUAAUGGUACCAAUGGUAAUUUAUUUUAGCUCGUUAUCAGGACAUAAUGUGGAUCAUGAUUGCGACAUUUUCAAAGACUACAUUUCCAUAAUGCAGAUGGAUUGGAGUUCUAGGAGGACUGUGGUUUCCUUGAUGUCUUUUGUUGCUACUUGAAUCAUCCUUAUACAGAGGAACACCAUAGAGACAUGUAAAAGCAAAGUACAGGUUAUGUGGAGAGCAGAACUAAAUGUACACAAGGCACAGCUCUUUGAGAUCUGAGAGGAACUAAUGAUAGAAGCACUUUGAAAAUGAUCCUUUGGUGUCCUCUUAUCUGCAAUACAUGUAUUCACUCAUAGCAGCUCUCUCUUGCUUACCUGAAGAGAACCACACUCAUACACACACACACCUUUCUACCCACUUAUGUACUAUAGCCAUUAGUUGUAUGGCUGUUCAGUGAUGAACUACGGUAUGUGUUUGAAAGGAAAUUAGCAGUAAUGAAAGGAGUAGCAUUGAGCUUCAGAGUGGCUUGUAACAAACUUAGUGGGGAGAUUGUUUGCACUGUUGUUGUUGUUGCCGUGGUUGUUGUUGUUGAGAUGUACUCUGUGCUCAUCCCUAGUCAUUUGAGUGCUCAUUUCUUGCAGUAUAGGACAGACCAGGUCCUUGAUUGGUGUGCUGUGUCUCUGGAUCCUGUCUCGGGUUUACUAAGCAGCAUGUGGCCUGAGGUAGACACACAAUCGUAACACACACACAUAUACACACAUACACAGAGACAGAGAGAGAGAGAGAGAGAGAGAGAGAGAGAGAGAGAGAGAGACACACACAGAGGGAGACACACAGAAUCACAUAGACAGAGAAAGAUACACACAGAGAAUCACACACACACAGAAUGAGAGACACACAGAGAGAGACACACACACGCUGUUCUCCCCCGUGGCCCCCCAGCAGCACGGCUGCAGAUUGAGCAGACUCCAACACCUCGCCACCACAUAGAUGGCCCUGUCACGGAAGAACACGCUCUCUCCUCCCGCUGCUCUCAAUAAUUCAACAGGCUGAUCACCAAGCCCUUUCUUCUCCCCCUAAGAUGGGCAGUGCAAACUGAAGAGGAUAUUUCAUUUGGAACCGAACAGCAGAGCUCUGGCUGUCGAUUUCAGGAGCAUUGUGAUUCUAUUACAUCUGCGUGAAAUGCAGAGAGACACAAUAGUUAUUAAAUUAUUCACUCUGCAGCUGAGAAGGCUCGAGAAAAUCCUAUUAUGUUGCUAUUGAAAUAACUUGAUCUCUCAUCUGCAUCUGACGAAACCCCUUUCAUUCUGUUAUGAAGAAUCUAGACAAAUUCAGCUUGAACACCCUCCAACAAUCAGUGUAUAAUUGUUUGAUGUGUGCUGCAUAUAUUUGGUAGAGCCUUGAAACACGCAAUGCUAAAUUAUGUGUAAUUUUGAAAUGAGGAUGGGUUUUUCGCGUCUUCUGCUUGAGAUGAGUAUUUUAAAAGAUUUGUUAAUGAAAUACAUCUGCAUAUGUUCUGGGUCAGGGUUAAAAUCCUCAUAUAGGAACAGCUUACGCUAACAUACAGAGAUGUAGAUGAAAAUAUUUUACUGUACUAGGCACCAACAAUUAGAUCAUUUGCAUAGUUUAACUGGCAACACACAGGCAGUAAAAGCAUCGGCAUUGAGGUAAAACUAAUGCAAAUACAUAAUGACUAUAAAAAUCAGAUAGCUAUUGCUGCACUGUUUACCCUUGUGCUGCUCUGCUCUGUAACAUCCCAAACAUUGCAUGGGAAGGGGGGGGGGGGGGGAGUAUAAGACAAUCAUUUUAUUAAAUAUUCAGAGGGAACUAAAUAAAACAGCAUAGCUUGUAAAGUAAAGGAGUGUGUUGUUUUUUCCCUCCUUGGGAUAUUGAAAGUAAACAGAGAGGGGUGGCAGGCUAGGACAAAACAAAACAGGCAGACCCCUGCUAGCCAGGAGCACAGACAGUGGCGCUGGCUGAAAAAUGAUGCAUGCUGGAGGAUAUGUAUCUGUAAAAAAAUAAAUGACCAUAAAGGGGAUGAAUGACAGAGGGGAUAAUUGCAGGCCAAGCUCCCAGUAAAGAAGACGGCUUUGGGAAGUAGAGCAGCAUCAGGGCCAUCAUUUAGACACUGACCUCAGCGGGGCAGAAAUCACCUGGGGGGGGCAACCUUGAGGCCCGCAAGGGGAAGAGGGGGAAGGUAGAAAGAAUCACAACUUUUCAACAUGAUUUCCAGCCUUUUGUUGCCUAGGAAUAAAAGGGCCCGGACACUUUGUCAGGUUCCAGAUGGUGGAGAAAGAACACCAGGCGAUGCCAAAAGAUAUCUUCAGUGAUGGAUCGCUUCAGGAAGUGCCAGCUAGUUCGAUUAGAUACCAGGGGCGGACUGGUAUCCACACCAGCCCACAUCACUACCCACAUCACAGGGAAAGUAAAAACUGAUAUGGUUGUAGAGUUGUGUUUAUGUUUCUAAGGUUCCAAACAUAUGUUAUUUUCUUACCCAUUUAGUGACUAAAUGACAGCAUAGGUUUGAAAUAUAUUUCUAGCUAGUCUUGGAUGCUAGCCAGGGAUAAGUUACAGGACAGGGGGCCUCACGAGUGGCGCAGCGGUCUAAGGCACUGCAUCGCAGUGUUGCUGCGUCACUACAGCCUGGGGUUCGAUCCCCAGCUGUGUCACGACCGGCUAUGACCGGGAGUCCCAUAGGGCGGUGCACAAUUGGCCCAGCAUCGUACGGGUUAGGGGAGGGUUUGGCCGGGGGGCUUUACUUGGCUCAUCGCGUUCUAGCGACUCCUUGUGGUAGGCUGGGUGCCUGCAAGCUGACUUCGGUCGUCAGUUGAAUGGUGUUUCCUCCGACACAUUGGUGCAGCUGGCUUCCGGGUUAAGUGAGUGGGUGUGAAGAAGAAGCAGCUUGGCGGUCAUGUUUCAGAGGACGGCAAGACAAGAUUGUAAUUGGAUCGCAAUUGGAUAUCACGAAAAAGGGGGUAAUAAAAUAAAUAAUAAUAAUUCAAAUGUAAAAAAGUUACAGGAGAGAGGUGUGGUGCAGAAGCAAUGUUACCUCUAAGCUGUGCGUGCGCAGCAGCCCCGAGACUGCCACACAGCUCCCCGCGUGCAGAAAAAUCAGCCCACAGAGAGAAGCACCAGAUUGAAUUUCACUGAACAUUCUAGAGCAGUGGUCAAUCUCCAAGUCGUUCAUAAUCAAUUGCCAAACAUUUCUGUAAAAAACCCAACGAUAAUGUUGGCGGUAGGUGCUGCCCUUCGCGCCGGGUAGGUGAACUGUUGCCAUUUUGAACCAUUGCAUGUAUGUGAAGGUACAACCUCUGCCUCCCCAGCGGGCCCACAGAGCAAAUCAAGUGCGCUAUAGGCCUACCGCUGGCCAAUCAGAUGGCACAGAUGACCGUGUCUGCAGUAACGUAGCAGGCAUAAAAGAAAGCUACAGCAAAGUUGAUACUGUGAGAUUUUAAAAUGUUUAAAACCAUGACUAGAGAGAGACUGUCAACGAAUAUAGCAAAGAGAUGCUGUCGUGUAUGGGUGAGUUCAUGUUUAAGUUUUUACUCAGCACUGUCAACACUUUGUAUUAAACACUUUUACAAGCCAUAAAAUGUGCGGUUCUUCCUAUUUCCACUCAGCGCUACAACAAGCACUGCAGCAGUAAUGAAUUAGUAGGAAAGUGUAUCUAUAGCAGUGGAGGCUCCUCAGAGGAGGAAGGGGAGGACCAUCCUCCUCAGUGAAUUUCAUAAAAAUAAAAAUGUAAAACAAUGAAAAAGUUAUCCUUUUUAGAUAAAACUAUACUAAAUAUAUUUACGUCACCAAAUAAUUGAUUAAAACACACUGUUUUGCAGUGAAGGUCUACAGUAGCCUCAACAGCACUCUGUAGGGUAGCACUAUGGUGUAGCCGGAGGACAGCUAGCUUCCGUCCUCCUCUGAGUACAUUGAUUUCAAUACAAAACCUUGGAGGCUCUUGGUUCUCACCCCCUUCCAUAGACUUACACAGUAAUUAUGACAACUUCCGGAGGACGUCCUCCAACCUAUCAGAGCUCUUGCAGCAUGAACUGACAUGUUGUCCACCCAAUCAAAGGAACAGAGAAUGAAUCUAGUACUGAAAGCAUAAGCUACAGCUAGCUAGCACUUCAGUGCAUAAAAUAUGGUGAGUAGUUGACUCAAAGAGAGAGAAAGACAAUAGUUGAACAGUUUUCAACAAAUUAAUUUCUUCAAAAAUGAAGGAGAAGCAAGAGAGAGAGAGAGGUUUCGUCAUUUUUUUCACUUUCAGUUUCACUGACUUAGCUAGCAAAUGCAGCUGGCUAGUUUAGUUACUCAAACACCCGGCUCAAACAGAGGGAUGCUAUGUUAGCUAGCUGGCUAUGACUAUCCAACACAACGCUGGAACUCUUCCAAGUCAAGGUAAGUUUUUGGUUUUAUUAAUUUAUUGAAUUUGUCACAGUCUGUCCGUGUGUCACUGUCUGUCAUCUCAAAUGUUUCUCUCGACCUGUGUGCACCUACGUUGUAAGCUUUCAUUCAUAGGAUAGGUUGUAGCAACCUCAUGAUGGGUAUAGGGAAAAUUUGAGUAUCAUGUAGUAGCCUAAACCUAUCGAUGUUACAUUGAACUGGGUGAAUGGAAUAUGAAUGACAGUCAUCCAACAUGCUGUAAUAGGAAUAAGGCCAUGCUCAUGAAAAAGAAAAUCAUCCUCCCUCAUCAUAAACGGCACUGACCGCCACUGAUCUGUAGGCUUGUGUUGUUAUUAGUAGCGGCUUGGGUCUUUUUAAUAUCGAGGAAUAUUUCGCAUUCUCUGUUCAUAAGAGUAACAACAUGAAUUUGUGCAUGAGGCAGAAAUAAUGCAGUGCGACUCGAGUUUCGCAAGCUGGAAGACGGUGUCCCUUUUUGGUCAGUGUCCGUGGAGGAACGGGAGAGAGGAUGGAUGUUGAGAGGUGAACCCUUAGUCUGCUGCUCUCUCCCUCUGCUGAGACUGACCAUCAGAUGCAGGCAGUGGCGUGUAUUCAUGGAUGCCAAGGGACUUGACCAAUAAAAAUAAAAGAAAAUAAAAAAUACAAUAAUUUAUCUUUCGUCUCUGUGUUUCAUAAUUGUCCUUCAAUUCGCAAGAGGCUGAAUGUACAGUGGGGGAAAAAAGUAUUUAGUCAGCCACCAAUUGUGCAAGUUCUCCCACUUAAAAAGAUGAGAGAGGCCUGUAAUUUUCAUCAUAGGUACACGUCAACUAUGACAGACAAAUUGAGAAAAGAAAAUCCAGAAAAUCACAUUGUAGGAUUUUUUAUGAAUUUAUUUGCAAAUUAUGGUGGAAAAUAAGUAUUUGGUCACCUACAAACAAGCAAGAUUUCUGGCUCUCACAGACCUGUAACUUCUUCUUUAAGAGGCUCCUCUGUCCUCCACUCGUUACCUGUAUUAAUGGCACCUGUUUGAACUUGUUAUCAGUAUAAAAGACACCUGUCCACAACCUCAAACAGUCACACUCCAAACUCCACUAUGGCCAAGACCAAAGAGCUGUCAAAGGACACCAGAAACAAAAUUGUAGACCUGCACCAGGCUGGGAAGACUGAAUCUGCAAUAGGUAAGCAGCUUGGUUUGAAGAAAUCAACCGUGGGAGCAAUUAUUAGGAAAUGGAAGACAUACAAGACCACUGAUAAUCUCCCUCGAUAAAAAAAAUUUAAUAAUAAUAAUUGGUCAUUUAGCAGACGCUCUUUUCCAGAGCGACUUACAGGAGCAAUUAGGGUUAAGUGCCUUGCUCAAGGGCACAUCGACAGGUUUUUCACCUAGUCGGCUCGGGGAUUAGAACCAGCGACCUUUUGGUUACUGGCACAACGCUCUUAACCACUAAGCUACCUGCCGCCCACGCAAGAUCUCACCCCGUGGGGUCAAAAUGAUCACAAGAACGGUGAGCAAAAAUCCCAGAACCACACGGGGGGACCUAGUGAAUGACCUGCAGAGAGCUGGGACCAAAGUAACAAAGCCUACCAUCAGUAACACACUACGCCGCCAGGGACUCAAAUCCUGCAGUGCCAGACGUGUCCCCCUGCUUAAGCCAGUACAUGUCCAGGCCCGUCUGAAGUUUGCUAGAGUGCAUUUGGAUGAUCCAGAAGAGGAUUGGGAGAAUGUCAUAUGGUCAGAUGAAACCAAAAUAGAACUUUUUGGUCAAAACUCAACUCGUCGUGUUUGGAGGACAAAGAAUGCUGAGUUGCAUCCAAAGAACACCAUACCUACUGUGAAGCAUGGGGGUGGAAACAUCAUGCUUUGGGGCUGUUUUCUGCAAAGGGACCAGGACGACUGAUCUGUGUAAAAGGAAAGAAUGAAUGGGGCCAUGUAUUGUGAGAUUUUGAGUGAAAACCUCCUUCCAUCAGCAAGGGCAUUGAAGAUGAAAUGUGGCUGGGUCUUUCAGCAUGAAAAUGAUCCCAAACACACCGCCCGGGCAACGAAGGAGUGGCUUCGUAAGAAGCAUUUCAAGGUCCUGGAGUGGCCUAGCCAGUCUCCAGAUCUCAACCCCAUAGAAAAUCUUUGGAGGGAGUUGAAAGUCCGUGUUGCCCAGUGACAGCCCCAAAACAUCACUGCUCUAGAGGAGAUCUGCAUGGAGGAAUGGGCCAAAAUACCAGCAACAGUGUGUGAAAACCUUGUGAAGACUUACAGAAAACGUUUGACCUGUGUCAUUGCCAACAAAGGGUAUAUAACAAAGUAUUGAGAAACUUUUGUUAUUGACCAAAUACUUAUUUUCCACCAUAAUUUGCAAAUAAAUUCAUUAAAAAUCCUACAAUGUGAUUUUCUGGAGAAAAAAAUUCUAAUUUUAUCUGUCAUAGUUGACGUGUACCUAUGAUGAAAAUUACAGGCCUCUCUCAUCUUUUUAAGUGGGAGAACUUGCACAAUUGGUGGCUGACUAAAUACUUUUUUUCCCCACUGUAUCUCACAGGAGAAAGCAUCCGAGCGAGCAAAACAGCGCCCCUCUAUCUCUCUACGUGUUGGCCAUCUAUCUGAUGCUGUCUGAUCCAAACGAGUAUGACAUUGUUGCCGCCCAUAGCAUUGAAUGCAAGGGAAGCUAGCAAGCAUUUGGCCUCCCUUGAUUAAAAAAAGUAUACUGGAUGCAGGCACCAUCAGCCCAGUAAAUUAAAAGUAAAAAGCAAGUUAUUUAAAUGUAUGCUCACUCAGCUGUGCUUCACAAGUAAUACAACAACGGACCUGUUAUAAUAGCCUACCUCAAAUUUUGCAAUUUAAUUUAAAUAAAUGGCCGAACAAAAAUGCAUUGGCAGGGCAAUUCAAGCUAAGCCAAAAUGCAUUGAUAAUGUAUUGGGCCUAUAGCUAACUGCACAAACCUCAUUGCUACAGUACUGUUUUUAAUUGGUUAAUGUUGCAUAGGCUUACGUUUUUUGUAAUGUAAAAAAUAAUCUGAGCGGUAGAUCUCGGCUUGCAUUUUGACGCAAAGUCAUCUUGACUCAGAAAAGGUGGGUGUCCACUGUUCUAGAGUUUUCCCUGUUAACACUAUCAACGUUUCCCUUUACUGUGGCAAUUGUGAUCGAAUCAACGCAAUAUUAGCCAUUUAAACCGCUUGGAAAAUUCCUUAAUAUGAUGUCAUGGCUUUAGAAGCUUCUGAUAGGCUAAUUAACAUCAUUUGAGUCAAUUGGAGGUGUACCUGUGGAUGUAUUUCAAGGCCUACCUUCAAACUCAGUGCCUCUUUGCUUGACAUCAUGGGAAAAUCUAAAGAAAUCAGCCAAGACCUCAGAAAAUAAAUGGUAGACCUCCACAAGUCUGAUUCAUCCUUGGGAACAAUUUCCAAACGCCUGAAGGUACCAUGUUCAUCUGUACAAACAAUAGUACGCAAGUAUAAACACCAUGGGACCACGCAUCCGUCAUACCGCUCAGGAAGGAGACACCUUCUGUCUCCUAGAGAUUAACGUACUUUGGUGCGAAAAGUGCAACUCAAUCCCAGAACAACAGCAAAGGACCUUGUAAAGAUGCUGGAGGAAACAGGUACAAAGGUAUCUAUAUCCACAGUAAAACGAGUCCUAUUUCGACAUAACCUGAAAGGCCGCUCUGGUUUGAUGAAACAAAAAUAGAACUGUUUGGCCAUAAUGACCAUCGUUAUGUUUGGAGGAAAAAGGGGGUGGCUUGCAAGCUGAAGAACACCAUCCCAACCGUGAAGCACGGGGGUGGCAGCAUCAUGCUGUGGGGGUGCUUUGCUGCAGGAGGGACUGGUGCACUUCACAAAAUAGAUCGUAUCAUGAGGAAGGAAAAUUAUGUGGAUAUAUUGAAGCAACAUCUCAAGACAUCAGUCAGGAAGUUAAAGUUUGGUCGCAAAUCGGUCUUCCAAAUGGACAAUGACCCCAAGCAUAUUUCCAAAGUUGUGGCAAAAUGGCUUAAGGACAACAAAGUCAAGGUAUUGGAGUGGCCAUCACAAAGCCCUGACCUCAAUCCUAUAGAACAUUUAUGGGCAGAACUGAAAAAGCGUGUGCGAGGAAGGAGGCCUACAAACCUGACUCAGUUACACCAGCUCUGUCAGGAGGAAUGGGCCAAAAUUCACCCAACUCAUUGUGGGAAGCUUGUGGAAGGCUACCUGAAACGUUUGACACAAGUUAAACAAUUUAAAGGCAAUGCUACCAAAUACUAAUUGAGUGUAUGUAAACUUCUGACGCACUGGGAAUGUGAUGAAAGAAAUAAAAGCUGAAAUAAAUCAUUCUCUCUACUAUUAUUUGACAUUUCACAUUCUUAAAAUAAAGUGGUGACUCUAACUGACCUAAGACAGGUAAUUUCUACUAGGAUUAAAUGUCAGGAAUUGUGAAAAACUGAGUUUAAAUGUAUUUGGCGAAGAUGUAUGUAAACUUCCUACUUCAACUGUAGCUAUAGUGAUCCAUAUUAGUCUGAUUAAUAUUGUAAGGCAAAAUAUUGUGGUUGCAACAUUGCGAUGUUGACGCAUGCUUUAUUGUCAUAAAUAUCGAACCUAUAGCCUUAUUUAUUGAAAGACAUUAACAUUAAAUUAUGGCUGAAAGUAAAUUUGUUGAAAGUAACGAGCAGUACAAACCAUAAACAUGGAAAUAAGACAGAUAUUGCACUCUUCUCACCUGCCUUUACUUCCGUCCCCAGCCUGUGAUACUUCGGCCCCACCGGCAGGUACAAAAGUAACGUUGCGGUAGUUCCGUUCUCUGACUAUUUAAUUUAAACUAAUUUAACCUAGAAAUGAAAUUACAGUUGCUAAUGGUAGAGGACAUACGGUGGCUCUAGCUCUAUCAAUUGCUGAGUAAAUAGGAAAGAAACAAAAAGUGUUACUUCGAUACCAGUUCUCCCCUAGUGCUGAAACAUAGCAAGGGCUGUACUGUACAGCGUUUCUCAACCAUUUCUGUACCAGUGACUGGCGAGACAUGGUUCUCCUCCUCUUUUGUAUCCAGCUCAUGUUUAAAACAAAUACAAUAUGUAAAAACACCACCGGAGAUACAACUCAGCACUAUAACUGUGCCUCUGCUCUAGCCAUUUUGUUUUCCUCCCUGUUGUGCUGUGUGUCUGUCUCAGUAUCUUCUCUGCUGUCACUCUGUGCUUCUUCUAGUUCUCUGUCUGUCGGUCUGCUUCAGCCAUGUACGUUAUAAAUGCCAAGCUAAAUACUUAGGCUAUACUGUCAUAUGUGUUUCCCUGAAUCAACACCUACCCUCAUUAUGAAUUACUAGGCCAUUACAGGGGGCUGGCCAUUCCCACUGGUGCCACUAACCUUUACAGUUCGUGGCACCAGCCCGGACCCAAGUCAUUAGUAAUCAUCAUAUAAAGUCAUUCAUAGCGCUUUAUUAAGAAGUAUAAUAAAUAGACAACUGAGGUAUUUAAGAAAUAAGUUGUUUCAUCUAACACAUCCAGGAAAGCAUGAUUCUUUGAUAUUUUGAUGUGCAACCUAAUCCAGUGAUUGUCAUACAUUUUUGGGUUGACAAUUAGGCUAUAGUUGCUAUAUUUUACUGCUAAAAUAGGACUCCAAAUGAUGGUUUUAGCUGCCCAAAAAAUAGGAAGUUCUGAUUAUAUGUUUUUAUAGAGAUGGAUUACAUACACAUGUAUGUGCACUAAAUAAUAUCAUAGGCAAAUUAAUUUGGUGUUCAACACCUGUGGAAGUAGAAACUCAAAACACAUUAACUAGAUCGCUAACUCUAAAUAUAAUACCCACUGGUAGUAGCCGUGUAUUCAUCCAACAUUAAAUGUAAUGUCCUAAAAAAACUUGCAGUUGUAGGCUACUACCCAUGAGACCUCUAUAGGCCUAUGUCCUCGCAAUGGCCGGUGGGCAUUUCAUACGCUCACCGCUUCAUAUCUCAAAGCCAUAUCAAAUAUCUUGGUUGUAAAAUAGUUGCUAUUGAGCUGAAUAUCGAGAAAAAUAUAUACCUACAGAAAGCUAAGACCCUCCUCGCUUCGACAGGAAUAAGGGCACGAAGCUUCCAAAGGUGUGUUUUUUUUAAACAUUUUGAAAUGUUAUAUGAUCAGAGCACAUGUUUCUCUACAGCAUAUGGGGGGAGAGGAGAGUCACUCGCUCAUCACAGCAGCAGGCCCCAGCUGUUUGACCAAAUGAUGGUUUUAGCCGCCCAAAAAAUAGGAAGUUCUGAGUGAGGUGAAAAUGUAGUGUGCUCUUCUACUUUUAUAGGCACCCUUUGCUUUUGUUUUACAAUCUAUGAUCUUGGCUGUCUAACUGAUGACAGAGUCAGAGGAGGUCUCUUUGCUGAUGCCGCAUUUGACUUUGAAUGUGAGUUUGCGUGACCUCAGCUCAGCCUACCAUAAAACCGGGGACCGGCCAUUGCCCACUGAUCAGCCAAAGGCUCAUUAUAUAUUAGUAUAAGAGAGAAAUUGCAUAAACAUCUUUUAAAAAAGGCCCAUUUGAUUAGUUUUAUUUUUAUAUACAGUAUAAAAAAAUAUUUUGGUGUGUGUCAAUUUCGACCAGCCCACCCAACAAAAAAAUGGUCCAGCCCAUCUGGCAUUUGCCAGAUGCCCAAUCCAACCCUGUUAGAUACCACUGGAGGAAGGACCUUUGAAACUAGUCCUUAUGAAACCAUGUUAACAGCUGUCAUUUGUUGUUCGAUGUUCUGUUGUAGACCGUGCAGUGGCAACCCUGUUUGCCACCUCACUGUUGUCACUUGAAAAAUCAAAGGUAUAAUGAACAAGUACAGACACAGUGUGACAGUGGCAUCAAAACCAUGCGAUUAGUGAUCACCAUUGCAGUGUAAAAAGAGUGUGUGGUUGGGGUGCUUUCACGAAUUGUGUUUUUCCCAUGCUCACAUGCUGUGUUUGUGCCAAGACAACAGGCAUAUUUUUCCCCAGGGUCGGGGAUAGUGGAGAGGCUGCAGUACGCUGGCUACCUGGGGCAGAUCCACCGCAGCAGGGAGCCGACCACCAUCCUCCACCAGGCGCUGGCCGAGCUCUCUGUCGUCCCCUACCUGUAGGACCUCAGCCACGCAGACAUCACACUGGUAAACAACUAGCAGAGUCUCUGGCCAAAAUUGUAUACAGUUUUAUAUUACAGCCUACUUUGCACUGACUCAUCCUCUGUACACUGACACACAACAGGAUGCAGUGACCUCAGCAUGACUCUGGUAAUAUCAGAGGAGAUGCAGGGGUGGAUAGAAGUUCUCUCUUGGGCCUGAGGUGCACUUUAACAGCACACAGGCAAAAAGACCUAGGCUAGUUUGUUUUAAUAAAGUCUUAAAUUAUGCACGCCAAUAAGCAGGGCUUUGUUUUUAAUAUUUAUGAGUCGGGAGAAAUCAGCAAAGCAAAGGCUGGGUCUUGUGUGUGUGUGUGUGUGUGUGUGUGUGUGUGUGUGUGUGUGUGUGUGUGUGUGUGUGUGUGUGUGUGUGUGUGUGUGUGUGUGUGUGUGUGUGUGUGUGUGUGUGUGUGAGAGAGAGAGAGAAAAUGGAGGAGGUGAUGUACGUAGAUCUCAUUUGGGUAUACAGUGUGCUGUGCUGCUGAAGCUCUAUAAUUGCUUCUUCACUAGAUUAGUGCUGCGCAGUGGUGAGAUUAACCCAGAUCAAUUGCAGCGUGAUGGCUGUAAUAUUGCAACCAAAUCUGCCAUGAAUAGAGAACCAGGGAAGGGGGGCUUCUAAUUAGAUCCAUGUUUGUGUAGGCAACAACAACAGCCAUGACAGUUUCUACUACUUCAGAUAGUACUGUAUACGUUAAAGGGUCGCCUGCCACAUACACUGGGGCCAUGAUGAUGUGCUUCCUUUUAACAUGAUGUGCCUCCUUUCCAAAACAAUUAUAUUUCUGUCUGAGUGAAUUAGUUUAAAUACCCAGUCACAGCUCUUGUAGUGCAUGUAAAUGGAUAGUUCCACGCAGUCGCUCAGUAUUGGGAGCCUGGGAGUGUGUGAGCCACUGUGCUGUUAGUAGUUCUCCUUUGAGUUUCCAGUGGAUGUCCAGCCGGAGACCAAAACUAACACAGUUUUACCGGCAAGCGCCCUCUCUAUCAGGAGAUUUAAUAAUUCAGAACACAUGCUGCAGGUUGGUGAAUUGCCCUCAGAAAAGUCUCCUAUGUCUGGAGAAAUGGAAGGGGGAAAGUAUUUCUGCCUAAAAACAAGUGGUGAAAGCAGAUGCAUCCGCCACAGUCAGACCUUCAUACAACAAUAUGUCAUAUAGGCCAUUUAGCAGAUGCUUUUAUCCAAGUGUGUGUGUUUGUGUGUGUGUGUGUUUGUGUGUGUGUGUGUAUUCCUGUAUGAGUGUGUGUGUGAAUACUGGGCUGCCCUCCUCUCGGCCAUCUCUCCUGACAUCACACACAGUGCUGCAGAUGAAUGGGCUCCAGUGUACAGCCCCAUGUAUAUUACCUCCUCCCAUGCACCUUGAUGGACAAGUGCUGUUUGACCAUUUGUACACAUUGUCUCCCCCUCGCCCGCCACUGCCGUAACAGGCCCCAGCACCCAGGCUUCUGACCAUGUAGAAAAAGACAACAUGGCAGCCCUCAUUGUAUGAGGAAUGAGUUAUAAAAAUCAGCAUCUAACAAAUUAUUUUUUAAUUAGCUUUUAAGUCUGUGUGUUUGGAGAAGUUAUUGCUGGUGUGUGAAUUGUGCUCUGAUAAUCUUUAUCUCGGGCCCACAGCUGCAGGCUCUAAUGGCAGACACCAUGAACACCCUUGAAGAAAGGCGGACUGAUAGAGAACGUGUAUGGAAUGAAAUGCAAAAGGUAAAUAGAGAGAAGGGGAAAAGGACAAUGAGAGCGAGGAGAGGACAAGAGGAUAGAAAUACCAACGUCUACACUGUACCCUCCAAACACAGACUUAGCAUUCUCCCGGCAAAAUCAAAAUAACGAUUUGACAUAUAAAAUCAGGAAAGAUAAUGUACAUUUUGUGUGGGGAUAUCCUUGUGGCAUGCCUGUCAUCUCUGUUAAGAUUAACAAUGCCUACUAAACUUUGAAAUGGCAUGGCUCACAGGAGGGAGAGGCCCAUAACAAAUGUUCAGGCCAAAUUAUUUUCUUUGUUAAUUAGUGAGACUUUGGCAUUUCAUCUCACUACGUACAUAGUGCUGCAAACAACCCUGGCUGUAAAGUUACUGAAAUACUUUCAUGCACAUUAGCGUAUAAACAUCAAGCCGUCUUGGGCUGGAGCCUCGAUGGACGGCUGGAAAUCAAAGAGAAAUCACAUUACAAUAUCCCUGAUUGCAUUUCCAUGCUCUCUCUCUCUCUCUCUUGGGGAGUUGUUGCCUGGUGCCUGGUUGGUAUGGGACUGAGCAGUGGAGAGGGAGGGGAUACAGGCUGCAGUCAGGAGGGAGGCAGCAGGGCAGCCAUGGUUAAUGAUGAAUGGGGGCGCAGGGCAGUGCAUCACUGGGUCAGUCUCUCUCACACCCAGCGGAGCAUGACCACAGCCGUUAGUGAUAGGCCGAAUUAAUCAUGCCAUCAGGUCUCCCCAAUACACCCAGCACACAUACCCCCAGACACACAUAUCGGCACACACACAUUCUCACACCUUAAAUGCCCACUGCCACAGGCUGUGAACCUAGCGCUGGUGGAUGGGUCUUUUUCACUCCCUAUCUGACCCAUAUGUCCUUCCCAUGCAGGGUCUGCCAAACUGAGCAGGAGAUGGUUGGGCUGGGGAAAUGUUUAUGUUUCAAUGUUUAAACAUGUAAUCACCGUAAUGGAUACAGUAAUAGGUGUAAUGUACUUGAAUUAUUCAAUAGGACAUUACCGUACACCAUUUCAAUAUUAAACUGAUUUUCACUGAAAGGUGAAACUACAUUAUUGGUCAGUCACCCUGAAUUUAUUGUGCAUGUUGAAUUGACAUUGUAAUUUACCGUCAUUGUAGAGGGUGUAAUUUUUGUUGUUAUCUGGAGUGUCUAAAAUCAGUUGUUAAACUGAGAGACAUAGGGCCAUAAGGUUGUGGAGGAAAAUCGGAGCACUGCAAAAAAUGUAGGCUACCCUAUAAUCCACUCUAUCACUCAAGUAUUUUAUAGCCUGUGCUAGCAUACAUACACAAAUACACUCUAUAAAAUUGAUUCAAUUUAGGGGGGGGGGGGGGGGGGGGGGGGGGGGGGGUUGUUCUAAGAUGGCUUAUGGAAUUGUUUUAGGAUGGUCACACCAAGGAUUAUGUGGCUAUUUGAUUUUGAAUUUUAAGGCCAUUAAAGGUAUAUAUUUUGGGGGGGGUCAUUAAUUUCGCAUUACUGCUAUUAGCCAAUAGAAACGCAUGGAAUAACAGAUUCACUACAUGAAACAACAGAUAGUCCCAUGUAUUUAUCCCCUUAUUUUAGGCACUAAACUAUCUCCAUAUAUACUUCCAUUAAAACCAUCAUGUUUGUGAGAGUCUCAUCUGUCAAUAGAGUGGUCGUAAUCGUUUUUAGGCCAAACCGUUCGGACGCUACAUACGAUUUUGUGGGAUGUCUCAUGGUCUGACAAACACUGCUCUAGCUCUGCCACCUUUCACUGCAGAUGCAGAAGGGCGAUAUCAGCAGAUGCAGUGGAUUGAGACGCAGCCCAUGCAACAAAAAAAAAGAGAAACACUACAUGACCAAAGGUAUGUGGACACCUGCUCGUCGAGCAUCUCAUUCCAAAAUCAUGGGCAUUAAUAUGGAGUUGGUCUCCUGUUUGCUGCUAUAACAGCCUCUACUCUUCUGGGAAGGCUUUCCACUAGAUUUUGGAACAUUGCUGCGGGGACUUGCUUCCAUUCAGCCACAAAAGCAUUAGUGAGGUCGGCACUGAUGUUGGGCGAUUAGGCCUGGCUCGCAGUCGUCGUUCCAAUUCAUCCCAAAGGUGUUCGAUGGGGUUGAGGUCAGGGCUCUGUGCAGGCCAGUCAAGUUCUUCCACACCCAAUCUUGACAAACCAUUUCUGUAUGGACCUCGCUUUGUGCAUGGGAGCAUUGUCAUGCUGAAACAAGAAAGGGCCUUCCCCAAACUGUUGCCACAAAGUUGAAAAUACAGAAUUGUCUAUAAUGUCAUUGUAUGCUGUAGCGUUAAGAUUUCCCUUCAAUGGAACUAAGGGGCCUAGCACGAACCAUGAAAAACAGCCCCAGAUCACCAAACUUAACAGUUGGCACUAUGCAUUCGGGCAGGUAGCGUUCUCCUGGUAUCCGCCAAACCCAGAUUCGUUCGUCGGACUGCCAGAUGGUGAAGCGUGAUUCAUCACUCCAGAGAACGCAUUUCCACUGCUCCAGAGUCCAAUGGCAAGCUUUACACCCCUCCAGCCGAUGCUUGGCAUUGCACAUGGUGAUCUUAGGCUUGUGUGCAGCUGCUCUGCCAUGGAAACCCAUUUCAUGAAGCUCCUGACGAACAGUUAUUGUGCUGCUGUUGCUUCCAGAGGCAGUUUGGAACGUGGUAGUGAGUGUUGCAACCAAAGACAGACGAUUUUUACGUGCUACGAGCUUCAGCACUCAGCGGUCCCCUUCUGUGAGCUUGUGUGGCCUACAACUUCGCGGCUGAGCCGUUGUUGCUCCUAGACAUUUCCACUUCACAAUAACUACACUUACAGUUAACCGGCCAGCUCUAGCAGGGCAUACAUUUGACGAACUGACUUGUUGGAAAGGUGGCAUCCAAUGAUGGUGCCACGUUGAAAGUCACUGAGCUCUUCAGUAAGGCCAUUCUAUAGCCAGUGUUUGUCUAUGGAGAUCGCAUUGCUGUAUGCUCGAUUUUAUACACCUGUCAGCAACAGGUAUGGCUGAAAUAGCCGAAUCCACUAAUUUGAAGGGGUGUCCACAUACUUUUAUACAUAUAGUGUAUCUCUAGCUUAAAACAGACGGAUUUUGAUGGGGAUUUUUAAUUCGAUUUUUGUGCGGGCGCGACCAUUGUAGGGUUAAUUACACGUUGGAUGGUGUAUCAAUACACCCAGUCACUACAAAGAUACAGGAGUCCUUCAUAACUCAGUUGCCGGAGAGGAAGGAAACCGCUCAGGGAUUUCACCAUGAGGCCAAUGGUGACUUUAAAACAGUUACAGAGUUUAAUGGCUGUGACAGGACAAUAACCUAAAGCACAAGGCCAAAUCUAUGAAUACUUUCUGAAGGCACUGUAUGCCUGGCGCUUUUUGCUUCAUGUAUCCUGAGAGUGGCAAUCAACCUUUUCUCAAUACCAUAAUUUAUUGAGUGUGGCUGCUCCAGAAAUAUUAGAGGUGGCAAGUUCAUUCUCUCUCCUCCUCGGCUCUCUUCAACUCGCAUAAAUCAGCAGGGCAUUAACUGAGAAAUAAAUGACGACUUGAUUCUGUAACAGCAAGGUCUGCAUACACAUAGAUUUUCCUGUUUGUUUUUAGCCAGUCAAUAUAAGACAUUGGCCCUUGCUGUAAAUUCCAUUACAUAAAAAUAAGUGCACUUUCCCCAGUUCCGGCAGACGGGUGGCAUCAAUGUUUUCCGCUCCAUAAAAUAUCUAUAAGAAAUGUGGAAUGCGCCGCAGCACUGCAGUGUUUUACUCAAACGUCCAACUCUAUUUCCAACCCCUCUCUGGAAAGAUGGAAAAGCUUACGAUCAGUGUAUAUGUGAGUGCUUGUACAAGAGUCUGUGCUCAAACAAAGCACAAAGGAAAACUAGAAAGUAGUUUAAAACUGUGACUCACCAUCAAGUUUCAUUUCUAUUGAUUUAUUGACACUGUAACAUUAAAAAGGUCACUAAAAGGGGCCACACCCUAUUGUUUGGACUGGGCUGCAUUGCAUAUAUGAAUACAUUUGAGUGUCAGUCAAUAGGGUAACACUCCACACAUGUCCCUAAUCGCCCCCCCUUUCCUACCCAGCCCCUUUGUUUUCAUCCCCGUGGUGAUGAGGGCUGACAGGUUUGACGGACACUUUGACAGGCGUCAUAUCACAGCUCAGCUCCAGCAACACGGCACGGCAGCCUCUGUAGAUAGAUAGCACAGCCACAAUACCGUCAGCCCCGGGCCCUGGGCCAUCUGAAGAUGCUGCUGCUUUUCAUAUACAAAGUGGUGCAGAUGCAUCCCGCACACUAAUAGAGAGGCUAACUGAGGGUGAGAAAGUGCAGGACGAGGGUGAACUGGUCGAUGUCUCAGCCCCACAUCUCCUGCUCUGAGUUGAGGUGAAUCCCCAGGGUAUGGCUGUGGAGGUGGGUCUCAGAUCCCACUAAUAGAAACACAAACCCCAGCAUCAUCACCACCAUCAGACUGACUCCUCUGUCAGUCACAACACACACAUCUCUUUCAUCUUUUAUCUCCCUCUAUCUCCAUCUUUCUCUUUCAGUCUCACUCGUUCUUUUAUCUCCCACCUCUCUCUCUCCUUCUCUCUCACCUCCACCUCACUUUGAGUGCUCCCUCUCCAUCUUUCCCCCGUUCCCCAAAUAGGUUUUUCUAAAUUCAUCUCUUCAUCAUACAUUCACUUUCAUAUUUCACUCCCUUUCUCCCCCUCCCUUUCUCCGGUAUGAGCUCAGGCUGGGCACAGUAAAUUCCCAUGCCAAGCCUUCACCUCACAAAUGAAUGAGGGAGGUACAGGCCAAACCCCUACAUCUCUACCAGGUAAUUACAUCCCUGGUGGGUUGGAGAGGAGAGGAGAGGAGAGAAGGGGGCUGGGCUACUGGGCUCGGCUCACAACACACAACCUCCUCUGGAAAAUCUGUUUACAUGUGAAAAGUGUUCGUUAUUGCUUAUAACACACUGUGACUUCUUUUGUGUUUUUAAUUGUUUUUCUGCUCAGGUGGGGAUACUGGAGGAUCUGUUGUUCCAACUGGAGGAGACCUAUCUGAAGAACAAGGCUCAGAGGGCCAGAAGGAAGCAGAGGACUGGGGCCCAGGGGGUGGAGGGAAAAGCCCUGGGAAGACCCAAAGCAGAGGCCAAAGGAGGGGCUACAGUGGAGACGGACAAGGCCAAGGGCCCUCCCACAGCAGUAGCACCAAUGACCUUACCAGAUCCAGGAUCUGACGGCCAGGAUAGUGGAGACCCGCCCUCAUCCUCAAAAUGA
Molecule: messenger RNA, 27698 nt
Organism: Coregonus sp. 'balchen'
Lineage: Eukaryota; Metazoa; Chordata; Actinopteri; Salmoniformes; Salmonidae
Source: the annotation of a GenBank genome assembly